AUGUCCUUCUCAAUCGGAGAUGUCCUUGGUUGGAAGCGUGCCGUGGGAGAACACGAGUUUUUUCUCCAAGCCACUCUUCCUGCGCUCAAGCCUCCCGAGGUUCGACCGUAUGCGUACUCAAAUGUUUUUUGCUGGAAGCGAUCAUUCAAGGGUAUUACUGUGGUUCCUGCCUUCCCUCGUUUCAUACAUCAGCACCAACGACCAUCGAAGUUCUUCGAAUUUACAGAACAAUUCCAACCAUCCUGGAAUGGUUCCUCUCAUGACAGCGAAUUCACGUUUCAUGAUGCCUUUUACUGUGCGUUUGGAGCCUCGACGUCGUCUCUCCUGUCUGCUCACGACAUGAACAUGAGGCGAAUUCUCCGCUCUAAUCGCCACCGUGCGAUAUCUCGGGUGGACGUGCGUAAUAAUGUCUCGACCAACCCCUCGUCGCUUUCAGGAUGUUGGCUCAUAGCUGCUUCUGGCGAAUAUCUCCCUGUAUCUUACGAAAGCACGUAUGCGGAGGCCCGGUUCGAAGUUCCUCUUUUACUUCGAACGGAGAAGAAGCAUAGGGAUGAUGAAACAUGGAAGCCUCGAGUCCUUUUACAUUUCAAAGUCGGCGAUGAUUUUGGAACGGCUAUCAAAAAGGAGCCCAGGAACCUCUAA
Molecule: messenger RNA, 642 nt
Organism: Guyanagaster necrorhizus
Lineage: Eukaryota; Fungi; Basidiomycota; Agaricomycetes; Agaricales; Physalacriaceae
Exons: 5
Coding region: 1-642 (213 amino acids)
Source: RefSeq, a predicted model, not a curated record